Tupaia belangeri chinensis (Chinese tree shrew) is the source of this 6012-nucleotide messenger RNA. RefSeq names its product ATP binding cassette subfamily A member 3 (gene ABCA3). The record is from RefSeq and is a predicted model, not a curated record. Gene Ontology annotation, molecular function: ATP hydrolysis activity; ABC-type transporter activity; lipid carrier activity. Gene Ontology annotation, cellular component: membrane; intracellular membrane-bounded organelle. NCBI's taxonomy places the organism in Eukaryota, Metazoa, Chordata, Mammalia, Scandentia, Tupaiidae. Gene Ontology annotation, biological process: transmembrane transport; lipid transport.
AGCAGGGCAGUCGCCCACGCGAGAUCCAUGCACUGUAACCAGCACUGCAUCUGCUGGGCUCCUCGAUGUCCUAAGUGAGCCUUGCUUACUGUGUCAGACCACAGGGUGACACUUCCCCUCUAAGGUCAUCUGCCACCAUUCUGAACAGACAGCCUUUGGAACAAGAGGGUAGCUUGAGGUGUUUUCAGAAGACAUCAGCUUUCCACCGUGUGGUGCAGGCAGUCUCCUGGGACCCGCUUUGACUUAGUCUCACUGGGAAGGCUCAGGUGUUGGAGAGUCAUGCCCAGGCACCCCGGGGCCCUCCUGAUGUCCCACGAGGCCUCAGUGCUCCUGAACAUCCGGCCCGCCCCGCUCCACCUCUACUGGAGAGGCUUGCAGGCCCCGCCCCGGGGCUCUCUGUGCUGCGCCGCGUUCUCCCUUCGCCUGUAGCCCGGAGGGAGCUGUGCAGGGAGCCUCGCCAGGAUUCAGGAGGAGAAAGUUCAUCUCGGCCAGACCAACCGCCCGUCGGGGCUAGCUUUCUCAGGGCGAGGCAGCCGGUCUGCCACCACCCUCCAUGCCCUCCGCUGUCCGAAGGCGGCCCCUCUGUUCCCGGAGUGUUGCGGGGCUUCGUGGCGUCUACCUGAACUCAGUCAGACCGCCCGCUUCUCUGCAGUGCUGGCCGCUCUUACGUGAAGAUGGCGGUGCCCAGGCAGCUGCUGCUGCUCCUCUGGAAGAACUACACACUGCAGAAACGGAAGGUGCUGGUGACAGCCCUGGAACUCUUCCUGCCAUUACUGUUUUCUGGGAUCCUGAUUUGGCUCCGCUUGAAGAUUCAGUCAGAAAACGUGCCCAACGCCACCGUCUACCCUGGCCAGUCCAUCCAGGUGCUGCCGCUGUUCUUCACCAUCCCCCCGCCGGGAGACUCCUGGGAGCUCGCCUACAUCCCUUCCCACAGCGAGGCCGCCAGGACGGUCACCGAGGCAGCCAGGAAGGCACUGGUGAUCAACAUGAGAGUACCACCUCCGGUUCAGUUGCACACGGAGGAACUACAUGUGGACCCAGGCAGGCUCCGUCUUCCUGAAGGAGGCCGAGGGCUGGUAUACCACCUCCCUCUUCCCGCUUUUCCCAAACCCAGGGCCGAGGGAGCCUACGUCCCCCGACGGCGGAGAGCCAGGGUAUAUCCGAGAAGGCUUCCUGGCUGUGCAGCAUGCCGUGGACAGAGCCAUCAUGCACUACCACGCAAACACCUCCGCGCACCAGCUGUUCCAGAAGCUCACGGUGAUGGCAAAGAGGUUCCCGUACCCACCCUUCAUCUCGGACCCCUUCCUCAUCGCCAUCCAGUACCAGCUGCCACUGCUGCUCACGCUGAGCUUCACCUACACCUCGCUGGCCAUCAUCCGGGCCGUGGUGCAGGAGAAGGAGAGGAAGCUGAAGGAGUACAUGCGCAUGACGGGGCUCAGCAACUGGCUGCACUGGGCCGCCUGGUUCCUCGUCUUCUUCCUCUUCCUCCUCGUCGUGGUCUCCUUCAUGACGCUGCUCUUCUGUGUCAAGGUGAAGAAGGACGUGGCCGUGCUCUCCGGCAGCGACCCCUCCUUGGUGCUGGCCUUCCUGGCGUGUUUCGCCGUCUCCUCCAUCUCCUUCAGCUUCAUGGUCAGCACCUUCUUCAGCAGAGCCAACAUGGCGGCAGCCAUCGGAGGCUCCCUCUACUUUUUCUCGUACGUCCCGUACUUCUUCCUCGCCCCUCGGUACAACUGGAUGACUCUGGGCCAGAAACUCUUCUCCUGUCUUCUGUCCAAUGUUGCCAUGGCGAUGGGCGCCCAGCUCAUUGGGAAGUUCGAGGCAAAAGGCACCGGUGUGCAGUGGCGAGACCUCCUGAGUCCCGUCAACGUGGAUGACGACCUCUGCUUUGGGCAAGUGCUGGGCAUGCUGCUGCUGGACGCGGUGCUCUACGGCCUGGUGACCUGGUAUGUGGAGGCCGUCUUCCCGGGGCAGUUCGGCGUGCCCCAGCCCUGCUACUUCUUCGUCUUGCCCUCGUAUUGGCGCGGGAGCCCACGGACGGCCCUGGGGAAGGAAGACGAUGACAGCGACCCUGAGAAAGUUCUGCGGACAGAGUUCUUCGAGGCUGAGCCCGAGGACCUGGUGGCCGGGAUCAAGAUCAAGCACUUGUCCAAGGUGUUCCGGGUGGGGGGUGAGGACAAGGCUGCCGUCAGAGACCUGAACUUGAACCUGUACGAGGGGCAGAUCACGGUCCUGCUAGGCCACAACGGCGCGGGGAAGACCACCACGCUGUCCAUGCUCACAGGUCUCUUCCCCCCUACCAGUGGACGGGCCUAUAUUAGUGGGUACGAGAUUUCCCGGGACAUGGUUCAGAUCCGGAAGAACCUGGGCCUGUGCCCCCAGCACGAUGUCCUGUUUGACAACCUGACGGUCACAGAGCACCUCUACUUCUACGCCCAGCUGAAAGGCUUGUCACGCCAGAAGUGCCCCGAAGAAGUCAAACAGAUGCUGCACACCCUGGGCCUGGAGGACACGCGGGACUCCCGCAGCAGGUUUCUGAGCGGGGGCAUGAGGCGCAGGCUCUCCAUCGGCAUCGCUCUCAUCGCAGGCUCCAAGGUGCAGGCUACCACAUGACGCUGGUGAAGGAGCCACACUGCAACCUCGAAGGUGUCUCCCAGCUGGUCCGCCACCACGUCCCCAAUGCCACGCUGCAGAGCAGCGCCGGGGCUGAGCUGUCCUUCGUUCUUCCCAAGGAGAGCACACACAGGUUUGAAAGUCUCUUUGCCAAGCUGGAGAAGCACCAGGAGGAGCUGGGCAUCGCCAGCUUCGGGGCCUCCGUGACCACCAUGGAGGAGGUCUUCCUCCGGGUCGGCAAGCUGGUAGACAGCAGCAUGGACAUCCAAGCCGUCCAGCUCCCGGCCCUGCAGUACCAGCACGAGAGGCGGGCCAGCGACUGGGCCCUGGAUGGCAACCUGUGCGGGGUGAUGGACCCCACCGACGGCAUCGGGGCCCUUAUCGAGGAAGAGCGUGCAGCUGUCAAGCUCAACACCGGGCUCGCCCUCCACUGCCAGCAGUUCUGGGCCAUGCUCCUGAAGAAGGCCUUAUACAGCUGGCGGGAGUGGAAGAUGGUGGCGGCUCAGGUCCUGGUCCCUCUGACCUGCGUCACCUUGGCCCUCCUGGCCAUCAACUACUCCUCCGAGAUCUUGGAUGACCCCGUCCUGAAGCUGACCCUGGGCGAGUACGGCAGGACUGUCGUGCCUUUCUCGGCUCCCGAGACCUCCCGGCGGGGCCGGCAGCUGUCCGAGCUCCUGAAGGACAUGCUGCAGGCCGAGGGGCAGGAGCCCCGCGAGGUGCUGGGCGACCUGGAGGAGUUCCUGAUUUUCAGGGCCUCCGUGGAGGGGGGCGGCUUCAACGAGCGCUGCCUUGUGGCGGCGUCCUUCAGGGACGUCGGCGAGCGCACGGUCGUCACCGCCCUGUUCAACAACCAGGCGUACCACUCCCCCGCCACCGCGCUGGCCGUCGUGGACAACCUCCUGUUCAGGCUGCUGUGUGGCCCUCGGGCCUCCAUCGUGGUCUCCAACCACCCCCAGCCACGAAGCGCCCUGCAGGCUGCCAAGGACCAGUUCAACGAGGGCCGGGAGGGCUUCGACAUCACCCUCAACCUGCUCCUCGCCAUGGCGUUCUUGGCCAGCACGUUUGCCGUCCUGGCUGUCAGUGAGCGGGCCGUGCGGGCCAAGCACAUGCAGUUUGUGAGCGGGGUGCACGCGGCCACAUUCUGGCUGUCUGCCCUGCUGUGGGACCUCGCCUCCUUCCUCGUCCCCAGCCUGCUGCUGCUGGUGGUGUUCACGGCCUUUGAGGUGCGCGCCUUCACGCAGGACGGCCACGUGGCCGACACCCUGCUGCUGCUGCUGCUGUACGGCUGGGCCAUCAUCCCCCUCAUGUACCUGAUGAGCUUCCUGUUCUCGGGGGCGGCCACUGCCUACACCAGGCUGACCAUAUUCAACAUCCUGUCUGGCAUCGCCACCUUCCUGGUGGUCAUGAUCAUGCGCAUCCCAGCGGUAAAGCUGGAAGAACUUUCCAGAACCCUGGACCACGUGUUCCUGGUGCUACCCAACCACUGUCUGGGGAUGGCGGUCAGCAGCUUCCAUGAGAACUACGAGACGCGGCGGUACUGCACCUCCUCCGAGGUGGCCGCCCACUACUGCCACAAGUACAACAUCAAGUACCAGGAGAACUUCUAUGCGUGGAAUGCCCCAGGGGUGGGCAGGUUCGUGACCUCCAUGGCUGCCUCAGGGUUCAUCUACCUCGCCCUGCUCUUCCUCAUCGAGACCAACCUGCUGUGGGGGCUGCGGACCACCGUCUGUGCCUUCUGGAGGCGGCGGACGCUGACAGAACUGUGCAGCCGUAGCGCAGUGCUGCCCGAGGACCAGGAUGUGGCCGCCGAGAGGAGCCGGAUCCUGGCCCCCAGCCUGGAUGCCCUGCUCGACACGCCUCUGAUGGUCAGAGAACUCUCCAAGGUGUAUGAACAGCAGGCGCCCCUCCUGGCCGUGGACAAGCUCUCCCUCGCGGUCCAGAAGGGGGAGUGCUUUGGCUUGCUGGGUUUCAAUGGAGCCGGGAAAACCACGACAUUCAAAAUGCUGACCGGGGAGGAGGCCAUCACUGCUGGGGAUGCCUUCGUGGGGGGCCACAGCGUCAGUACUGAUAUCGGGAAGCCGUGACCUCAGCUGGGCCAAGGUAUUUGGGAUUCUGGAGAAAGCCAAGGAGAAGUACGGGGUGGACGACUACUCGGUGAGCCAGAUCUCGCUGGAGCAAGUCUUCCUGAGCUUCGCCCACCUGCAGCCGUCCGCCACAGAGGAGGGACGGUGAAGAGCUGCCCACUGCCGCGCCUGGCACCUGGCAGGGGCAGGGUGGGCACUGUGGCGUGUCCUCUCCCUCCACAUUAAUCUUGUCCUUUGUUUUAAUCACUGUUUUCUAUGGUGGAUGUGAAAAAUGAGGACAGUGCGCACAGGGCAGACCCAUGUCCGUGCCCUCGCCAGGGUCAGCAUGCCGGGGCCACUCAAAGGCAGACUCUAACUCAUGCCCAGAUCGAGGCUGGCAGCCUGAGCAGCGGGGCCUCGGGUAGAGCUGUCCCGGGAAGAGACCUCACAGACCGGGAGCUCAGAGACAGGACCCACGACGUGUCCACAUUUACACGUGGCACCAAGCUCCCUGGUGAGGACGCGGGAAGCCAAUGGGGAUGAACCACAGCAAAGCCCCAGGCUGUGGAGAACAGAAAGUGGCGCAUCACCGUCACAGGGAAGACGCUAGCUGGCCACGUGCCAAGGUGCUAGUCCCCAGCCUGCCCAGGAAGCUGAGUCACGCCAGCUGAGCUGACCCUGGGCUGGGCAUCUUCCAGGAGCAGCAGGGAGGGAAGGUGCCAGUCUGUCCCCAACACUGCGCCUUGGAGAAGCCACCAGCCCUGGAACAGUCAGGGACCGAGCACUACAGGGGCCGAGCAGCAGUCUCGAGGUACACUAAACACUUUGUGCAGAAGAUAAAGGCCGAGGGGUCAUGACCAGUCACAUGUGUGAGGGUCAGGGCUCAGUCACCCGCAAGCCCUUUGCUCUGCUGACAAAAGCAGGAAGUUGCUUUUCCAAUAUGGGGAGGAGUCUUCCUGAAUCCAUUGCCAUGAGAUGAAAGUAUAGGCCCAAAGCACAACUGAAAAAGCAGAUUAAGUAAAUGCCCAACUGACUCCCUUAGUCCGCACCCGAGGAGGAAGUACGGGGCUGGGGUAGGGCCAGCCGGCCUGGUGGGCAGGUGGCCUCUGGCUCCAGGCUGCCCACGGGUAGCAGGCCGUUUUCCACCCCUGGCCGCCCCUUUAUGCACUAUCAAGUCAUCCGUUUCUAAAGCUCCGUGAUUGACAUUCCUGUCCAUUUUACAUUCCCUCACAAUUUGCUUUUCAUCCCAAAAAGACUUGUUUUCAUCCCUUUCACUCAUUUGGGACAAUUUCAAAAAACAAUUUUUUUUAAUCCGUCUUGAAAAUUUUGAAAGCUGAAA